AUGGGUGUCGGAACUUCACGGCCAAGCUCUCGUCCUGUGGGAAGUUCACCACUUUUUCCGACAAGACCUGGAAAUGUUCCUUAUGGAGGUCUAUCACCAAUUAGUGGAAUGAAUCGACCAGUUAGUCCCAUAGGAGCUGGUAACAUCGGAACGUUAACGCCAAUUCAACAACAGAUAAUAGCACUACAAAACCAAUUACAACAGCAACAACAAUUUGGUGGGUUAGGUCAACCAAAUCGUUUAGUUCAACCGAAUCUUUUAAAUCAACCAAAUCUUUUAAAUCAACCAAAUCUUUUAAAUCAAUCGAAUCUUUUAAAUCAGCCGAAUCUUUUAAAUCAACAACAAUCUUUGAUUUCUCAAUAUGGCCAAUCGAGUCCAGUGCUUCAAAAUAUACUUCAAAACAGACCAAUCCAAGGCCCAAGCAGUGUGAAAAAUAUUGAUUAUAUGGCAUAUGCGAAUCUGUCCGGCUUAAAACCGGCUGACAUAGCUAUUUUACAUCGAGAGUUUACGAGUUUAUCGCGUGGUAAUAAAUUGGAUCGCGUUGUUUUUCGUCAACUAUUACGUGAAGCACUAGCUGAUAUAAAUAAUGAACAAAUCGAUCGAACGAUUGAAGAUAUGUUUGUAAGAAUUGAUCGUAAUCAUGAUGGUUGGAUUGAUUUUCCGGAAUUUGUUGGUGCAUUUAAAGAAAUUUUAAAAGGAAAUCCGCAUGAUCCAGACAGUUUGUUAGGACAAUCAAUGAAUUUAACAGGUGACGGCGGUAUGCGUAGAAGAUCUUAUCCACAGCUAAAUCCGUAUCAAGGUGCAGGGAUGUUUUCAUCUGGACAACAGUACAGUCUUCCACUAACCUAUGGUGGAACAGCAGCUCCAAUAUCAAUUAGCGGUAUUGGACAAUCAUCUCCAGAUCUAGGACAAGGACAAUAUAUUAUAGCUGCACCUGGACAGUACACGAUCACUCAGCCUACAGCUUUACAAUGUAUACCCCUACCAAUGAUUUAA
This is a messenger RNA of Didymodactylos carnosus, 996 nucleotides long. The record is from the annotation of a GenBank genome assembly. NCBI's taxonomy places the organism in Eukaryota, Metazoa, Rotifera, Eurotatoria, Philodinida, Philodinidae.